Molecule: messenger RNA, 927 nt
Organism: Cyphellophora attinorum
Lineage: Eukaryota; Fungi; Ascomycota; Eurotiomycetes; Chaetothyriales; Cyphellophoraceae
Exons: 2
Coding region: 1-927 (308 amino acids)
Biological process (GO): proteolysis
Molecular function (GO): serine-type peptidase activity
Source: RefSeq, a predicted model, not a curated record
AUGGCCAGGCUGCCAAGCUAUAGAAGGGUGUACAAGACCAUUGGUGACCAGGAGAUCGAUGUCGAUGUCUACGUGCCGAGCAACGCCAAUAGACGUCCUGUUAUCAUUAACAUCCAUGGCGGCGCUUUCAUGCUGGGCUCGGCUAGGAUGAUCAACCAAGAUCAAGUUUACGACUGUCUUGACCGUGGCUGGAUUGUGCUUGCUCCAAAUCAUCGCCUUUGUCCCCAGGUCGACCUUCUCGAAGGGCCAAUACAGGACUGUAGAGACCUCCUCGCAUGGCUUCAUGCUGGUGCGCUGGACGAUAUGGCUGAUCUGGAACGCGUCUUCGCAUUCGGCACGUCUUCCGGCGGCACGCUGGCUAUGUGCCUGGGCUUCGGCGUUCCGCAUCCGGUCGCAGGCAUCUACAGCAUGUAUGGUGCUUGCAACUUCUCACAUCCAAUCUGGAAGAAGCCAAUCCCAAACAUGAGACUGCCAACAUUCUCGGACGAUUUCUUACAGAAGAUCUAUUCGGCGAGUCCUGUCCCCAUUGAGGGAGGCGUGUCUCUGGAAGGUCAGGCCACAGGUCCUCCCGACUUCACUGACCCCCGCCAAGCAUUUGCCUUGACGCAGAUUGCCAAUGGCAAGGUCCCAGAGACCAUCUAUCCGUCUCAGAAAUGGGUCGAUGUGGAUCCGGCAGAGAACAUUAGUCCGGGAUUCCCGCCUACAUUUAUUGUGCACGGAACAGCAGACACGAAAGUGCCGAUCCACCUAAGCCGAAUGCUGUACUCGACCUUAAAAAAGCAUAGGGUCCUUUCCGGCAUGCUGGAGGCUCCUGGAGAGGAACACACCUUUGCCGCGCAAAUGAAAGUCGGAUCGAGCACCUGGCAUAUCCAGCGGCAGGGUUUUGACUUUCUCGAGUCUUUGAUGAAACCACGUGGCCAAGCAUAA